AUGGUCUACGGAAUAUUGGUUGUGAUUUUGGUGACUUACGCCUUAUACAGACUGGUACUGUCUUUUCUCGAUGUAACUCCGGAUGUGAGAGGAAAAACUGUUUUUAUUAGUGGCUGUGACAGUGGGUUUGGACAUGAUCUGGCGUUGAAAUGUCUUCAACAUGGAAUGACGGUCUUUGCUGGAUGCUUAACUGAUGAGGUUGGUAAAAUUGGAUGUCAAAUGUAGUCAAAACACAACUAUUUCUAACAAGUUAUCAGAUUUUCUUUCGGUUUUGGGAAGGUGGGACUCAUUAGGGGCAUAUCAACAUAAGGUUGUAAAUAGUGGUUUCCUUAAAAACCUCAGGAUCUUCUCGCUCUCCUAACACUUUUCCUGUUAAGUUUUGACUUAUUUGUAGCAUGCAAAAAAUAAGUCAAAACAACUAAAAUAACUAAAAUCAAGAUCGUCUAUACAUAUUUUUGGGAUAAAAAUUUUAUUGUCAUAUCUAUGCAAAAACUGGGUUUUUAGCAUACUUUUGGAGAUUAUGGUUGAAUAGCUAUAUUUCACUUGUCUUUUCGUAUCUCAUAUGGUUUACCACAAAAACACAGCUCUUGUUGUUUCAGGGCGCUCGCAACCUUCAAACAAAAGCUUCCGGAACUAAUGAGAAGUCUGGUGAAUCCUCGAGGUAACUCUAGACCUUUUUCAGGUCGCAUUUUUUUGGUCAAUAUAUUCCCCUUUGAGUUUCAGCUCCCGCCACGGUAAACUUCACACAAUCAUUGUUGACGUCGCGUCGGAUGAGAGUGUUGAGAACGCCAGAAAAGAAGUCACCUCUCUGCUCAAUGGCAAUGGAUUGGACGGGAUUGUAAACAACGCCGGUGUUCCUGCUGGUGGCCUUGAUGAUUGGCUUACCGUAAAAGAUUAUCAAAAAGUUUUGGAUGUAAAUUUGCUGGGUGUCAUUCGGACAACUCACGCCUUCAGGAAGCUGGUCAAGAAGAACAAGUAAGCAAAACCUGAUAAAACAUUUUAUAAAUUAUUUUUAGAGGGCGAAUUGUAAAUGUCUCAAGCGCCUUGUCGAUGGUGGCCUUGGGCACCCUGGCCCAAUAUUCUGUCAGCAAAUUUGCCGUCAAAGCGUAUACGGAUGCUAUUAGGUAAGUAAUCUUAAAAGUAUGCGUAAGAUCACGCAAUCUUUUAAUCAUCAAGUACCUCAAUUUUUGCAGAACCGAAUACGCGCAAUUCGGAGUUACUGUCUCUGUUUUGGAGCCAGGGUUUUUCAGAACACCACUGGCUGCUCCAGCAGAAAACGUUCAGCGGUUAAAGAAGUUGGUCAGCAACUUACACAGCGAAGUGAGGGAAGAAUACGGAGAGGAGUAUUUUGAGAAGAGUAAGGACUUUGAUUUACCAUCUUCUCUGUGUGAAGAAACUAUGGCAAAAAUACAUACUAUUUGGGGAAUUUUUAGGGGUCGCUAGGAGCUAUACUUAUGAUUAGAAAAAAAAUCAGUUAAAAUUUUUGCCAAGUUUUUUCGCGCACCUCUGUUGCAAAGUAAUCAGCAACCAUUGCAAUGGAGAGAAUACAAAAAAUCGGCGAAUUAACAUGUAAACGCAUGUUACAGCAAAAAACCGUUUCACUUUUUCAGCCAUUGGAAAAACGCAGGGUUUCCUUGAUGGUCUUUGCUCUCCCAAAACCUACCUCGUUGUUGACGCCUACUUUCACGCUUUGACCAGCAAAUAUCCCCGGGUCAAAUACCACGUUGGAUGGGACUACUAUCUUUUCUUCUUCUUAUCUCUCUGGCCUGCGGUAGCUCGGGAUUACCUUCAAUAUUUUGCAGCGUGGAUCAGUGGAGUCCCCAAGCCAAAAGGAGCAAGAUAA
Molecule: messenger RNA, 1843 nt
Organism: Bursaphelenchus xylophilus (pine wood nematode)
Lineage: Eukaryota; Metazoa; Nematoda; Chromadorea; Rhabditida; Aphelenchoididae
Source: the annotation of a GenBank genome assembly